AUGGAAGAACCCAAAAUUGAGGAUUUGGGGUUUAUUUCAGUCCAGGCCGGGAGACCUGGCUUUAUGUUCCCGUCUGGGAAAUGCUUGAGUGAUUAUAAGAUGCAGAUUACUGCUGGGAUUGAAGUCCUUAGGCUUCUCACUGCUCCAGACUGGGCCACUCUAGUCCAAAUUGUUAGCUUUGGAAUCCAGUUUUUUUCACCAUUUAGUCUUUUGUUUCUCAUUAACUUUGAAGUUUCAGAAGACCUUUUAGCGGCUAAUUCCGGGCUUUUAAAGAAUUACGUUUUUGAAGAGUUGAUCGUUGGUGAUUUUUUUCCCUUCUGUGCGCAGAGGUUAGAACUUGCUAUGGCCGAGGGUUUGUGUGGCCCCAUUCUGGCUCCUUCACAUGCUUGCAGUGUUAAAUUGUGUUACGACAAGAGAAUGACCUAUAACGGAAAAAUGAAGCAGCCCGUGACCUCCAGCAGUUUCAGCAUUGCUCCCUUGGUUGGAACUUGUACUGCAAAGGUAAAUCGAGAGAUCAAUCCGAAGUACUUGCCUAGGACGGUUUACCCCAUUUUUUUCUCCAAAAUGCGUAGGAAUGACUCAGCCGACGUCUUGGAAUCUGAUCGGCACGAUCACUCUGCAUUUUCCCAGACGGACCACAACAUAGUUGCAGCCUACUUGAUUACGGCAGGUAUAAUAAGUAUUGUCAGCAAUAUAGUUGUACUGGGCAUCUUCGUUAAAUUCAAGGAGCUUCGGACGGCAACGAACGCGAUCAUCAUCAACCUGGCCGUCACUGACAUCGGUGUCAGUGGUAUCGGUUAUCCCAUGUCUGCUGCUUCAGACCUGCACGGAAGCUGGAAGUUUGGAUAUGCAGGAUGUCAGAUUUAUGCUGGCUUAAACAUCUUCUUUGGAAUGUCAAGUAUUGGCUUACUUACGGUAGUUGCCAUCGACCGUUACCUGACGAUCUGCAGACCCGUGAUAGGAAGAAAGAUGACUAGCUCCAAGUACACGGCAAUGAUCCUGGCGGCUUGGACGAACGGAUUCUUCUGGGCCUCGAUGCCCCUCUUAGGUUGGGCCAGCUACGCUUCCGAUCCAACUGGUGCCACCUGUACAAUAAACUGGAGGAAGAAUGACGCAUCUUUUAUUUCCUACACAAUGACAGUUAUUGCGGUAAAUUUUGCCCUGCCCUUCGUAAUAAUGUUUUACUGCUAUUAUAAUGUUUCCCAAACCAUGAAACAAUAUCCAGCUAGUAAAGCCCUCGAGAACCUCAGCAUUGACUGGUCAGAGCAAGUGGAUGUCACAAAGAUGUCUGUGGUGAUGAUUUUAAUGUUUCUGGUGGCCUGGUCUCCUUAUUCUAUUGUCUGCUUGUGGUCUUCAUUUGGGGAUCCGGAGAAGAUUUCUCCUGCAAUGGCCAUUAUGGCCCCACUGUUUGCAAAAUCAUCCACAUUCUAUAAUCCCUGCAUUUAUGUCGUGGCUAAUAAAAAGUUUCGGAGAGCGAUAUUGUCCAUGGUCCAGUGUCAGACUCAUCAGGAGAUAACUAUUACCAAUGUGUUGCCUAUGAAUAGAUCUCGAAGCCCACACUGACUUUGUGAAAGUUCUGAUCCUCACUGCGUUUAUUGACUUCACUUCCUUUGAAUCCAUUGUUUUUAAACUUGAUAAUGUCUCUGUUUAUUCUAUGAGCAGGCAAAA
This is a messenger RNA of Tachyglossus aculeatus (Australian echidna), 1668 nucleotides long. RefSeq names its product retinal pigment epithelium-derived rhodopsin homolog (gene RRH). The record is from RefSeq and is a predicted model, not a curated record. Gene Ontology annotation, cellular component: membrane; photoreceptor outer segment. NCBI's taxonomy places the organism in Eukaryota, Metazoa, Chordata, Mammalia, Monotremata, Tachyglossidae. Bases 1 to 1563 code for a protein of 520 amino acids. Gene Ontology annotation, molecular function: G protein-coupled receptor activity. The transcript is spliced from 13 exons. Gene Ontology annotation, biological process: G protein-coupled receptor signaling pathway; visual perception.